This is a messenger RNA of Mangifera indica (mango), 1293 nucleotides long. Its product is annotated as paired amphipathic helix protein Sin3-like 4. The record is from RefSeq and is a predicted model, not a curated record. The transcript has a single exon. NCBI's taxonomy places the organism in Eukaryota, Viridiplantae, Streptophyta, Magnoliopsida, Sapindales, Anacardiaceae. Gene Ontology annotation, biological process: negative regulation of transcription by RNA polymerase II. Bases 1 to 1293 code for a protein of 430 amino acids. Gene Ontology annotation, cellular component: chromatin; histone deacetylase complex. Gene Ontology annotation, molecular function: transcription corepressor activity.
AUGAAGAGAUCCAAUACGCAAGCCUUUUUCCAAGACCCAGAUCAUCAAACUUAUGACCAUUUUCUACCUGUUCAAUCUGAUUUUCGAAAACCAAAAUUUGAUUGCGCUGCUUUUACAACCCGACUGAACGAACUGCUAUCGAAGGAAGAUUUCUUAGUGGCUGAAGAAGAUGCUUUCCUCCAUGCUGCAGCCGAUUUUCUGAGUGAGGUUAAGUUGCGUUUCAAGAAUCAUCAGGCUGCCUAUGAUUCUCUUUUGAAUGCUUUAAGCGGAAGCCAAAUGGGCGAUGAACUUUACAAGCAAAUAGCUACAGUUUUGGGGGAUCAGCCAGAUUUGAUGGAUGAGUUUCGUAGAAACUGUGAAAUAUUUAGCGUAAAUAAGGAACAGGAAGAGGAACACAACCAUGCUUCUAAUAAUUCCAAUAAAGGCGGCCCUGGGGUUGAUUCUGUCCUCAAGAAAGGGCUUAGUUUGUUUGCAAACAUCAAGAAUAAGUUAAAUGAUUCAGAUGAGUACAUGAAUUUCCUGAGGAAGGUCCAUGAAUACAAUAUUGGAAGGAUUGGAAUUAAAGACUUGUUUCAUUCACUUGAUGAGUAUUCUUGCAUCAUGGAACAAUUUGGGGAGUUUUUGAUUCAGUGUGGAAACAAAGAAGAUAUAUCAGAGAAGGCUGAUCAUACAAGGUUGACGAUUGAAAAGAAUAAGGUUAGUUCUAAAAGACUGAAGGCAGAGCAUAAAAGGAUGAAGACUGAAAAGGGGAAAGAAGACAAGAAGAAGCAUGAAGAUUGGCAUAAACCACUUAGAGAUUUGGAUUUUUCCAACUGUGAACAGGCUACUUUUAGCUACUGGCAUUUCCCUAGAAACUUUAUUGUUCCUAAUUCUAGUGGCAGAUCGGAGUUGGAUGCUCAAGUGCUGAAUGAUGAGUGGAUUUCUAGGGAUCCAGGGAAAAAGAAUUACAGAAUCAGGCACCAUAAUGAGUAUGAAAAAGCCCUCAACAAAUGUGAAGAUGAUCGAUUCGAGGCAGAUGUUUUGCUGGAUCGAUUGAAGUCCACCAUUAACAGAAUUGAGGAUUUAUUGAAGGGUGACACCUUUGAUAUUAAACAUGGCUUGAGCACCUUACAACAGACUUGUGUAAAGAAGUUCUGUGUAGGCAUAGACUUGGGCGAGAAAAAUUCUAAGGUUGUGCUCAAUUCUAUACUUAAUCGCCUGAAAUUGCAAUUAGAAGAGACUGAAAAAGAAUAUAGUCGUUGCAAUAGGAUCUGGGUAGGUGUCUAUGAAGAAUAUAUUCCAAGACUGCAUUAG